AUGGCGUUUUAUCGAAUCGGUGUGGAUGUGGGUGGCACCAAUACCGAUGCUGCCAUUCUUAACGCGGCACCCGCAGCCCUCCCAGAACAGGAUUUGCAUCGAGAUCAACAGAGGGGGGUGUGCGCUUCCAGCAAAACCCCAACCACUGCCGAUGUAACGUCUGGCAUCUGCACGGCAAUCGUUGAUGUCCUCGCCAAGGCGCAGAUUCCCGCCCAGGAGGUGCGCAGCGUGGCCAUCGGCACUACCCACUUCGUCAACGCCGUCGUUGAGGCCGACCCCCGUCGACUCAGUAGGGUCGCUGUCAUUCGUCUGUGUGGUCCUUACACUAGAGCGGUCCCGCCAUUCUCUGACUUCCCACCACGGCUGCGUGACAUUAUCGGAGGCCCGGUUUUUUAUCUGGAUGGUGGCCUCGACAUCGAUGGUCGGGAAAUCUCGCCCAUCUGUCCUCAACAAAUAGAGAAUGCCGUGUCUGAGAUCGAGAAGGCUGGGAUUACGACCGUCGCGCUCGUUGGGGUGUUCUCUCCCCUCGAUCACCGGGGCACAGAUGAGGCAGCCUGCAAGGGACUGAUGUUACAGCAGAACCCCAACUUGUCAGUGGUGUGUUCUGCCGACAUUGGCAGCGUUGGCCUAUUGGAACGUGAGAAUGCCACAAUCCUCAACGCCUCCAUCCUGGACCUGGCGAAGAAGACUAUUCGAGCUUUUUGUCAGGCCAUGAAGGACCUACAGCUGAAGUGUCCAUUGUAUCUUACUCAGAAUGAUGGCACCCUGACUAGCGCUGCGAUGGCCGCCGAGCGCCCUAUUCAGACCUUUGCCAGUGGGCCGACGAACAGUCUGACGGGGGCGGCUUAUCUGGCCGGUCUGGACCAACGGAGCAACAACAGCAGCAUCCGCGGCAACACAGACACUCAAAUACUGGUCAUGGAUGUCGGAGGAACGACCACCGAUGUUUGCGCUCUCUUGCCAUCUGGAUUCCCUCGCAAGGCGCCCAACUUUGUCGAAAUCGGUGGAGUACGUACGGCCUUUCCUAUCCCCGAAGUGCUUUCAGUGGGCCUGGGUGGAGGGAGUCGCAUCCACAUUGAUCAUGCCCAAGAUGCCGUUAGUGUUGGACCGGACUCGGUCGGAUACCGAUUGACACAGGAAGCUCUAGUCUUCGGCGGCCAUACCAUGACCUCAACAGAUAUUGUUGUCGCGUCUGGCAAGGCUGGGCUGGGAGAGCCCUCUCGGGUAGCGCACCUCCCGGCUACCGUUAUUGCCAAAGCACGCGCGGGCAUAAAGAAAAUCCUCGAGCGGGCUAUUGAUGAGAUGAAAGUGUCUGACCAGCCCGUGACCCUCUUACUGGUCGGGGGUGGCUCCAUCGUCUACAUGGAUGCACUGGAAGGCGUCACCGAGUGCAUUCUUCCUCCACACUAUGACUCAGCCAACGCGGUUGGGGCUGCCAUUGCCAAAGUAUCUGGUGAGGUGGAUGUUAUUGAGAUCCUGGAGGGUCGCGAUGAGGGAGCCGUAGUUGAAGCAGCAAAGCAGCAAGCAGUGCAGGCCGCCAUCGCACGCGGCGCUGACAAGGACGAUGUGAGCGUCGUGGAGGUGGACAAGAUCCCUCUGCAGUAUGUCACGAACAAGGCGGUCCGUCUUAUUGUCAAAGCUGUUGGCAGGCUUGCAGCUCCCGCUCCAGGUAGUGAAUCUGCAGAAGAACAUUUGGUAUCUUGGAUGUCAAUCAAUGUCAAUGAUACGCCCCUUACAGAACCUUCCACCGUGGAGAUGGUCGCGAACGGUACUCCUCCAUCCUUGAUCACUACCAAACACAGUGCAUCCCUCAAUCUUGACACUUAUGUUCCUGAAGUGGCGGACCACGUUUGGUACCUUUCUGCCGUCGACUUGGAAUUCAUCGCAACCGGGACCGGUGUAUUGGGCACAGGUGGAGGGGGACCGUCUUACCUGCAGUACUUGCAAUGUCUAGAUUGGCUGCAAAGCUCAGAGGCAAAAGGGCGCAUGAGGGUGGUACCCCCAGACCGCAUGAACGACUCGGGUGUUUGCGUGUUUGGAUCGUGGUAUGGUGCCCCCAGUGUGUCCGGGGAGCGAAUUCCGGCCAAGAUCGAGCUCACGACUGCCAUCGACCAUGCCGUGCGUCUCUCUGGAUAUACGCAUUUCGAUGGGAUCAUUGCCGACGAAAUUGGCGGAGGGAACGGGAUGUCCACCUUUCCCACCAGCGCCUACUACGAUAUCCCGGUUCUCGACGGUGACCUCAUGGGCCGCGCCUAUCCCACCAUGGAGCACGGGACACCUUAUGUUUAUGGACAUCCCAUCACUCCGUGUGUGGUUGCGGAUGCUAAAGGUAAUGUUGGAGUGGUGUUGAAAGCUGAAUCCAACCGCCGCGUCGAGGAACUGCUUCGGUGCCAGUGUGUGAAUCUCGGUAUCUCCACAGCUGUCGCCGCCGUACCUUUGACCUUUGACAUUGUUAAGAAAUACUGCAUCCCGAACACAGUGUCCCAAGCCUGGUAUCUGGGUCGGGCUAUUCACCGCGCCCGCCGGUCCAAGACAGACAUCAUCAAAGCCAUUUUCGAAACUACGCCCGGCAAGCUGCUGUACAGUGGCAAGAUCAUUGACGUGAAGCGAGAUAUCAGUCGGGGAUACACGGUUGGCCAAUGCACAAUUGCUCCGUUAGCGGGGGAGGAGAGACAGAAUGUGGAGAACCAUGUCUCGACAGAGACGCGUCACUUGAUUAUCCCAUUCCAGAAUGAGUUUCUGUACGCUGCGUACAUCGACCCCGCAAAUCCCACAUCUUCGCAGGUUAUUUGCACAGUACCCGACCUCAUCUCGGUCCUAGACCAAGAUGGUGAGGCAAUCGGGUCGCAGGAGCUGCGGUAUGGCUUGCGCGUGAAUGUCAUCGGCAUGGCGGCACAUCCGCUGUGGACCGGAGAUGAGCGAGGACUGCGUGUAGGAGGACCCCAGGGUUUUGGAUUGGAUAUGGAAUGGACAAGUCUGGGACCGUAUCAGGCACCGCGAAGCGUUAUUGCAGAGUUUAAUCGGUAG
This is a messenger RNA of Aspergillus welwitschiae, 3027 nucleotides long. RefSeq names its product hydantoinase/oxoprolinase. Gene Ontology annotation, cellular component: cytosol. The record is from RefSeq and is a predicted model, not a curated record. Gene Ontology annotation, biological process: glutathione metabolic process. Lineage: Eukaryota; Fungi; Ascomycota; Eurotiomycetes; Eurotiales; Aspergillaceae. Bases 1 to 3027 code for a protein of 1008 amino acids. Gene Ontology annotation, molecular function: 5-oxoprolinase (ATP-hydrolyzing) activity. The transcript is spliced from 6 exons.